Molecule: messenger RNA, 430 nt
Organism: Caenorhabditis elegans
Lineage: Eukaryota; Metazoa; Nematoda; Chromadorea; Rhabditida; Rhabditidae
Gene: T26H5.10
Exons: 2
Coding region: 33-359 (108 amino acids)
Source: RefSeq, marked reviewed
AGUUGCUGCUCUUCAUGCUGUUAGCAAUACCCAUGAGCUCAAAGACGGUGCAAUCGAAGGAUAAAGAUGAAAUAGGAUACCUUUUUACGGGCUACUUUUCUUUAAACGAUUGCAAAAGAGAAUACAAUCAAAGCCAAGUUAUAGAGAAACUAAUGAGUCUUCCAUCCAACAACAAAAUUGCUUUCAAUGUCAAAUGGAUAAGAUCAUCCCUAGAAGAUAUUGUGUUCAAUGCAACGGUCACUGGAUUGGGACCAGCUCCAAUGGAGGUAUCUCUUGAUUUGUACGCAUACAGAGGAUUCGGAAAUACCACUCCGCCACAAUUGACCGGAAGGGGAGAAGUGAAUAAUUGCGAAAAAUGAAUAUUGAUCACGUAAAGUUUGAAUGAAGUGUUGACUAUCUUUCAUUUUUCAAUAAAAAAGUUUUUAGAUGA